AUGACUACUUACAACUUCAACGUCGAGAUGUCCUGUGGCGGUUGCUCCAAGGCCAUUAACACUGUCCUCUCAAAGUUGGACGGUGUUUCAAACAUCCAAAUCGAUGUUGCCAAGAAGUCUGUCGUUUGUGAUAGCAGCAAGCUCUCUGCCGAGGAGUUGUUGACCAGCAUCCAAAAGACCGGAAAGAAGGCCUCCAUCGUUGCCUAA
Messenger RNA from Acytostelium subglobosum LB1, 207 nucleotides. RefSeq lists its product as hypothetical. Gene Ontology annotation, molecular function: metal ion binding; copper chaperone activity. The coding region runs from base 1 to 207 and encodes 68 amino acids. The transcript has 2 exons. Gene Ontology annotation, biological process: copper ion transport. NCBI's taxonomy places the organism in Eukaryota, Evosea, Eumycetozoa, Acytosteliales, Acytosteliaceae. The record is from RefSeq and is a predicted model, not a curated record. Gene Ontology annotation, cellular component: cytosol.